GGGCUAUCGUUUCCCUAUAGUUUGUAGAAGGUAGAAGAUGUAGGCGUAAACACGUAAAGCUAAUUAAAGGGUUUGUGAAGCUACCGGUACCGUAGGUACUGUACCUACAACACAGUUUUCCUUCAAGUUCCAUAACUUUGGCUUUUAUAAUAGCCCCUCUGACGUCAUUGCAUUUUACUCAACCAGCCUCCCUACUUUGCUCCCGUUGCAGGAAUCAGACCAUCCUCCCUCCUCUGCUCCGCUCAGCCCCCGUCGGGGAGAACUGUUCCGAAGCGUCCGGACUGGAUCUAUCCGUGUGAGAACAUGCGGACAGCGAGGCUCCACCUGGCCGCGGUGCUGGCUCUGUUUGCCGCAGUGUCCGGAGCUCAGGCCGAGGUAAUCGAUGACAUCCUGGGAAGCCUCUCCAGGGGAGCAUCUUUCCUGGAGCAGCAGCAUGAGCACAUCAACCUGGACGGGGUGGUCGGAUUCCUCAUGAUGCAGGCUGAACUUAAGGAAGCGGUCCGAACAUGGCCUCACACAGACCCGGUCAGCUGGGCUCAGAGAACCUCCGCCGUCACGUUGGUCAGACGUCUCGACCAAAGCUUCAACAAGGCUGUUACUGCCCUGCAGCAAAAUGACCCCAAAUACUACAGGGAGUUUGAGCCUCUGCUUUCCUGGAGCUUUUGGUUGAUUCCUCAGGAGUGGAGCUCCACAGAUCCCAGUCUGGUUUAUUCCUCCACCAUGACCACAGAGUGUUACGACGAGCAGCUCAGUGACAAAUGUCUAACCCUGCUACUGGGAACCUGGAAAAUGAACGGGACGCCAUGUAUUGUGACCAAGCCCUGUCGAGACACUAUGACUCGUUUUGGUUGUCCACACUACUCUCUGUCCCACCAGCUUCUGUACUUCAUGAUUGGAAAAAUGAGAGGCUGCACCAACCUGCUCAAAGGUGACACACGAGCUUCCAGAGCCAACAUGACUGAACAAAACUACCAGAGAAUCUUCUGCUCCAACAUGAUGAAGACCAACCAGGACAUCAUCAAAGACGGCCUAACUGAUCAGACAGUCGAUAUCUUCAUUGAAAACAUCCUGAUUUGUGGCUUGACUGGUUUCUCUGACUUCUACAAAGCUGAUUGGCUGCAGCACAUCCUAAGGCUGCAGGAUGAAGAAGCUGGCUGCUUUGGGAGAGACAGGAGCAUCGUCUCUCAGAUCAUUGGAGAUGAACUGCUGGAACAGCUGCAGCCUCACAGAAGAGUGAAGAGGAGGGAAAAGAUACUUUCAGAUGGUUGUUCCAGUCACAUGACAGCAGUGGCUGUUGGUGCGCUGGGAGGAUACCUGAAUUACUACCUGACAGAACAAGACAUAACCAAGAGGCCACUAUCCUGAAGUCUGCUGUUCCUUCUGCUCCUCUGCAGCCAGCUGCAAAAGUUAGGGAUUCAUUCAAAACAUACAGAUGUUCUUCAUGGCUGGAGACACAAUAUGUUGCUUUAUGAAUGUGGUCUUAAGAUUAUCAAAAUGAUAAUAUAAAAUGAAACUGGGCUAUUGAUCAUCUUGGAUUUUAGGCGACUAUCACAAUGUUUUAUUUUGUGUUGGAAAUACUAAAUUAGACGCCCUUUGGAAGCAGUGAUGCUCAUAUGUAUAGAAGUAAUCAGUUUCAUAAUUAUUAUUUAUUUGUUCUAGCAAUAAAGGAACGAUCUGAUCUUCA
Molecule: messenger RNA, 1684 nt
Organism: Betta splendens (Siamese fighting fish)
Lineage: Eukaryota; Metazoa; Chordata; Actinopteri; Anabantiformes; Osphronemidae
Gene: c8h16orf89
Product: chromosome 8 C16orf89 homolog
Exons: 8
Coding region: 304-1365 (353 amino acids)
Cellular component (GO): cytosol; membrane
Source: RefSeq, a predicted model, not a curated record